UUGAUGAACCAGCGAGGAGACCUCGCAGAGUAACGCAUACUAAUCUAUCGUCAUAUUUAUUUUAGCCAAAAUUGUGGCAAGGAAAACUAAUUCCGACUAUACAUUGGCAGAACAAGAAAAACUAGUCAAAAACAACUGCUGACAAGGUGUUUCAAGCCUAAAGAUAAGAUUUCCUAUAUUUACAUUUUUUCUUAAUAUUUUUUAUAAUAUUUCAUUGAAGUGGAUCAUCUUAACAGCACGCAUGGACACCAUCAUGGACAGUUUUGGGUCGGAGAAACUUUUCCCCAGCGCCAACCUGUUGGACCUUGAGGAUCUGAAUGAAGGCGAUUUUCUCAACAACGUACCAUUCUCCGAACAGAUGGAGGACUUCUCCAGUGUGCUGUUCAGCAGCUUCUUUGAUGAGGGGCUGUUGGCAGAGCGAGGCCCCCUGCUAGCCAUAGACAUGGACCAGCCUCCCAGCCCAGACAUCCAGGCCGAGCACAGCUACUCCUUCAGCGGAGACUCUGCCCCCCAAAGCCCCUCCAUGUCAAUCAAGAUGGACGAGGACGAAGAGUUUGAGGGCAUGUGGAACUUCAGCCAGGACCUAACUGCCAUCUUGGUGAAGCAGGAGCCAGGAGGUCACGGACCGGAGCCUCAUCCAGCAGGCCCCGCCGCCCAGCCCCUCACCCUGGCCCCACCCCCCCACAGGAGCACCCCCCAGGAUCCGAGUUGCAGAGACGCUGGUGCGAGUGCUGUCCCCACCAUUAAGGCUGAGCCCGGAGAGAACAACCAGUUCCUCAACGUACCAACAGAUGACCAGCUGCAGCUGCCCCCCACCCCUCCCAGUAGCCAUGGCAGUGACAGCGAUGGCUCCCAGAGCCCCCACUCCCUACCUCCCUCCAGCCCCUCCCGCCUGCAGGCCCGCUCCUCCGCAGCCAUCUCCACCUCCCCCCUCCUCACUGCUCCACACAAGCUGCAAGGAACAUCGGGCCCCCUGAUGCUGACGGAGGAGGAGAAGAGGACGCUGGUGGCCGAGGGUUACCCCGUGCCCAACAAGCUCCCCCUCACCAAGACGGAGGAGAAGGCCCUGAAGAGGGUCCGACGCAAGAUCAAGAACAAGAUCUCAGCCCAAGAGAGUCGCAGGAAGAAGAAAGAGUAUGUGGAAUGUCUGGAGAAAAAGGUGGAGAACUACAACUCCGAAAACACUGACCUGUGGAAGAAAGUGGAGACACUGGAGAGUGCCAACAGGUCUCUGCUGCAGCAGCUCCAGAAGCUCCAGUCUCUGGUCACAGGAAAGAUUCCCCGUUCCUCCAAGAUGGCCUCUACACAGACCAGCACCUGCCUUAUGGUCGUGGUGCUGUGUUUUUUCCUGGUUCUGGGCUCCCUGGUGCCCUGUCUGCCUGAACUCUCCUCUCUGUCCCACACCGUCAAGUCCACCUCUUCACCCCCCCCCUCGACUGACCUUUACACCACCAGCCAGGUCCGUUCCCGCAGCCUGCUCUUCCAUGACGAGAGCUCCCAGAUGGAGGACAGUCCCCGGAGCGUCCUGAAGAUGGAGGCAGAGGGCUGGGAGGGGCCAGGGCCGAGUCUCACCGUCCACCACACCCACCACCAUGCCCAGCAGCCCCACGACCACGGCCAGCAGCCCCACGACCACGGCCAGCAGCCCCAGACAAGCCGGUACCGGGCCCAGGCCCACUCCGAUUCCCGAGACCUCAAUGGAACCAGCGGCCCAUUCCACCAAGAAGAGCCGCGGUUUCACAAAAGAGAUCUAAAUCCGGAUGGGGCGGAAUCCUUCUAACCCUUUAGAGGCGGGGCUUCCUCCACUGACCCCUGACCCCUGACUCCUGUAGGGGUGUGGUGGCUCCACGCUGCCCCCUAGUGUCCCUAACUCUCCAACCCCUGGCAUGUAUCCAUCCCUCUAGCCCUGCUGUACCUGACCUCUGACCUCCAUCCCGCCCCUUCAGCUAACCAGUCCUCCAACCCACAAGCCCUCCAGCUUCCCCGUCCUCCCAGCCUUCCAGCCCUCCAGGACCCAGAUCCUUCCAGCCCUCCAGCUCAUCAGCUCCAUCCAGCAAAUCUGGCCUCAAACCCUUCCAACCAUCCCCUUUCAGAGUGCCCUCCCAGCCCCACACAAACCCCUAUGUUCACACCUUGCUGUUCCAUCCCUGCUGUUCCUGCCACCUUCUGUGGGCCCUACUUCCACCUGUCCCCCCCCACGUCCACCUCCUCGCCGACCAGCUACCCCAAGGACCUCUUGCAUGCCUAGCCAACAGAGAGACGACAGAAAUAGAGGAGGAGAGAAAACAUAGAGAGAAAGCAGGAGGCAAGACAGAGACCUGCACUGUAAAGCCCUACAUCACUCAUCCAUGCCUUACCGUUGGGUUUUAUAUGGGAGAGAGGUGAGAUAUGGGGGAUCUGAGUGUAAUGACUAGUGUGUGUGUGUGAGUGUGUGAGUUUGUGUAAAUCUUGUGAAGUGGGUGAGCGUGGGUGCUCUGUGUCUGUGAUUCCUGCACAGUUCCACACACUGCAAGUUUCCAAAAAUACCAUAAAGAGAAGAGGAGGAAGAGGAGAGCAGAGGAGAGGCAGUUUCAGGUGAAGGGUGACAGUAGUUAUGACAGAUCAGGUAGGAGGAAGAGAUAGAAAGAGUUAAGAAUGGAGAGGGAGAGUGUGUUAAAAGUAAAAUACAAUAUAUAUAUAUAUAUAGAAAUCUUGACAUCCACUUUGGGUGUCAAAAACAAUCUUUAGUUCUUUUCUCUCCCCUCACCCACUUCUGACUUUAUGUAGAAGCCUAAAAUGAAAAAAAUGAAAAAAGGAAAAUAUUGUUGCAUAAACUCCAAAGAUAAUCCACCAACAUUUAUACUCCAUGCACUCAGUGCCCAACACUAUCGGUCACACACACACACAUACGCACACACUCACACACACAGCUUGCCGUUGUAUUGCACUUUUCUGGAUUGUAUUACAAGCUGUUGGAUCAAAGUGCCUUCAAUUCUGUCAUCACCUGCUUUGGGCUUGUGGUCAAGUGGGUUAUUUUUGCUUUCAACCCCAAAGCUCUGUUUAUGGAAUCUAAAUCAUACAGUAUGUAAUAUAUAUACUCUGCAUCAAAAAGAGCAUAUUUAUUUUAUGCAACAAAAAAAGAAAAUAUGUUUGUGAACAUAAAUUUGGAUUAUGAUGUCAUGUUUACAUGAUCUUGUUUGUUUUAACUGUUAAACAGUUCCUCAGUUUUUGUAUUUAUUUCUGUAUCAAGAAAAAAAAAAGUUUUUGUAUAUAUUGAACAGGGACAAUUGAUGUACAUAAAAGUGAGAGGUCGCAGUGCCCCCACCCCAGGAUUGCCCCCCCCCAAUCCUUCCAGGUCCAAACUCUGGCAGCCUCUCUGUCUUCACUAUGACCAGCCGUCUCAGAGCCGACCAGACCAUGUUCCUACCAGCUGUAGAUCCAGCAGCUUUAUCUAAACACCUCAUUAUCCAGAUGUGAUAAGACACCCAGUGACGAUCCUUGAGCCUUAAUUUGAAUUCAGUGCUGUAAUCUACCAGUCCAAUUUCCAGUCAUGGCAGUACUGAGAAGCAGGAAGAAGAUGUGUCAAAGAAACACAAAACCAUGAGUCAUGUCUGCUCUCUGCCUCUCUAUAUCCAUCUAAACUCUCCUCUUUACCCUGUUCUUCCUCCUCCUUCUUCCCAUCCUUUUCAUCCGCCUCCUCUUCUUCAACCCCCCUUCCUUCUUCAUGCUGUGGGGGAGGGAGAGGGGGAGGAUCCGGAAGGAUUUCAGAAGGAGAGGUAAGGGAAGUAGGAGGGCAUGUUGACCCCAGAGAGAGUGACUCAUUUUGGGGUUAGAGGUUGAGUGAAAGAAGUUUUGAGGUUAGGCUAGGUUUACAAAAGAGAUGAGACUCCCAAACCUGCCUUACUCACACACAAGUCAAUUCUCCUUUAGCCUGGCCCAGCCUAACCUGGCCCAGUCUGGUCUACUCUGGUCCGGUAUGGUCUGGUCUGGUAUGGUCCUGGAAUAUAUCAAGGCUGCCAAACUUAAAAGAGACAGAAAAUCACAAUUUCACCCAGACAUUCCAAAUCCUCUGUUGUUGUUUUGCAUUUGAUGAUGCCCUAUUGUACAUAACCAUGACAACAUGAAUACUCUUGCUGUAAAUAAGGGGAGGUAUUUUUGUAUUUUAGAUGUAUUUUGGUAUUCACCUUGUGUUCAGGGUUGACCAGAGGAGGGGGGUGUGGGUCUCUGGCCUCUGGCCUCUGGCCCAGCUUCUGGAGCCCUCCACCCCCUGAACUGGACUUCUACAUUAAUCUCCUAUUUAGUCUCGUAGAUUUAGAAUCAAGCAAAAUAUAAAAUCUGCAUCAGCAAAAACAUUGUCUUCCUCUGGUUAUUCUGUCUGCCUGAGUUUAUUUUACAUGGUUCAUUUACAGUAUUCUGCCAUUUUUACAUGUAGUUCCAGGAAUAUCCACUAGAGGUCAAACUUAGUCCAUUUUCAUCACAUUUUCUUUUACUUUAACUGAAUAACAUCCAUUACCUUCCUUUCUAUAUGUGACUUACUGACAUAAUAGAACACCCACACAAGCCAGGUGCUGGGGUGAAUAGAGUCUUGAGGUGACUGUGCAGUUGUGUAAAGGUCACCGACUGACCUUUGGAGCAUUUGACUGGUUACGCCAUGUCUCUGUGUCAGGAUGCCUGGCUCUGUGCUUACUGGAGACAAGCUUCUAGCAUGGUAUGUUUUAACUACGGUAGCUAUCCUUACUAUGAUGAUCCCAGUAUGGUUGUAGUAUGACCCAGUAUGGUCCCAGUAUGAUCCCAGUAUGACUCCAGUAUGACUCAAGCAUGAUCCCAGUAUGAUCCCAGUAUGACCCCAGUAUGACUCCAGUAUGACUCAAGCAUGAUCCCAGUAUGGUCCCAGUAUGAUCCCAGUAUGACUCCAGUAUGACUCAAGCAUGAUCCCAGUAUGACUCCAGUAUGACUCAAGCAUGAUCCCAGUAUGACUCCAGUAUGACUCAAGCAUGAUCCCAGUAUGGUCCCAGUAAUCCCAGUACUGUAUAUAGCAUAUAUUGGCCAGUCUCGCUUCUUGAAACUGACAUCUCUAAAUCACAUGAACCACAGCCAGCAUUCUCCUGUGUUGCAACCAUAAGGAAGACCAGCGAAUUAGAGAUGGCCCUGAGGCCGGCCCGAGGGGAAAGGUCGCAGGUGAGACAAGUUCUGGGCUCUCACCCAUUACCAUGGCAACGCCAAUGUACUGUAUGAGGCUGACAGAGCCGUCCAACCUUGCUGCCUCUCUCUUGUGAUACUGUGCACAUACACAUGCACACACAUACACAUACACAGACCACAAACACACAGACCACAAACACACAUACCAC
Messenger RNA from Hypomesus transpacificus, 5330 nucleotides. RefSeq names its product cAMP responsive element binding protein 3-like 1 (gene creb3l1). Bases 242 to 1780 code for a protein of 512 amino acids. The transcript is spliced from 12 exons. Gene Ontology annotation, molecular function: cAMP response element binding; DNA-binding transcription factor activity, RNA polymerase II-specific. The record is from RefSeq and is a predicted model, not a curated record. Gene Ontology annotation, biological process: regulation of transcription by RNA polymerase II. Lineage: Eukaryota; Metazoa; Chordata; Actinopteri; Osmeriformes; Osmeridae.